AUGAACAAGAAGAAAGGCAAAGCGAAAACCGCUUGGGUUUGUGAGAGCUGUGGUCACUCGGAAGGUCAAUGGUGGGGAAGCUGUCGCGCCUGCAACAAGGUUGGGACUAUGCGACGCUUUUCGGAAGGCUCUACUGAGUCACGCGGAACAGCUACUGGCUCAGGUCUUCCGGAGGGUACUGGCUUGUCAUGGUUACCUGACCAAGCGGCGGUGCAGCCACUCAAAUUGUCUUCUGUUAUUCAUGGAAUUACUCAGCACCAAUGGAGAAUUUCGCUGCCUGGACAUUUUGGAAAUGAAGUUGGCAGAGUGCUUGGUGGUGGUCUUGCCCCAGGUUCCCUGAUUUUGAUUGGUGGUGACCCUGGUAUUGGCAAGAGUACCUUGUUAUUGCAGAUUGCAUCCAUAAUUGCUCAGGGGAGUGAUUUGGCCCAGCCAGCACCGGUUUUGUAUGUCUCUGGUGAAGAGAGCGUCGAGCAAAUAGGAAGUCGGGCUGACAGGAUGAAAAUUGAAACUGACGAGCUCUACCUGUUUUCGAGCUCUGAUCUUCAGGAUAUUCUAACAAAAGCUCAUUGGCUAUCUCCCCGAGCUCUCAUCAUUGAUUCUAUUCAAACGGUUUACCUAAAAGAGGUGACUGGAAGCGCUGGUGGUCUCACACAGGUUAAAGAGUGCACAUCAACCCUGUUGCGUUUUGCUAAGAAAUCUAAUGUCCCUGUUUUCUUGGUUGGACAUGUUACAAAGGCGGGCGAUAUCGCAGGACCUCGUGUUUUGGAGCACAUAGUAGAUGUUGUCUUGUACAUGGAGGGUGAAGAACAUUCAACUUACCGCUUGCUUCGAUCUGUGAAGAAUCGGUUCGGGUCCACUGAUGAACUUGGAGUUUUUGAAAUGUCACAAUCAGGACUUGACGUGGUCUCAAACCCUAGCGGCAUAUUCCUUAGUCAACAGAACUCAGAUUCAGAUGUUUUAGCUGGAUUAGCUGUAGCAGUUGUUAUGGAUGGAUCUCGGAGUUUCCUCAUUGAAGUUCAGGCGUUGUGUGCGUCUGGCUCAACAGUUUCCAGGCAUGUCAAUGGUGUUCAAGCAAGCAGAGCUGACAUGAUAAUUGCGGUUCUUAUGAAGCAAGCUGGCCUUCGAAUUCAGGAAAAUGCGAUUUUUCUGAACGUGGCUAACGGGAUGGCUCUUUCUGAGACUGCUGGCGACCUUGCUAUAGCAGCAGCAAUCUGUAGCAGUUUUUUGGAGUUUCCAAUUCCUCAUGGAGUAGCAUUCAUCGGCGAGAUUGGUCUAGGGGGGGAGGUUCGCACGGUACCGAGAAUGGAGAAGAGGGUAAGUACAGUGGCAAAGCUAGGGUUCACCAAAUGUGUGGUUCCUAAAUCAGUGGAGAAGUCACUGAAGGCGUUGGAUUUGAAAGAGAUUGAGAUAGUCGGAUGCAGGAAUCUCAAAGAGUUAAUCAAUGCUGUGUUCAGGGGAGAUUGA
Messenger RNA from Arabis nemorensis, 1464 nucleotides. The record is from the annotation of a GenBank genome assembly. Lineage: Eukaryota; Viridiplantae; Streptophyta; Magnoliopsida; Brassicales; Brassicaceae.